This is a messenger RNA of Cottoperca gobio, 4312 nucleotides long. RefSeq names its product v-rel avian reticuloendotheliosis viral oncogene homolog B (gene relb). Bases 1917 to 3419 code for a protein of 500 amino acids. Gene Ontology annotation, molecular function: DNA-binding transcription factor activity, RNA polymerase II-specific; RNA polymerase II cis-regulatory region sequence-specific DNA binding. The transcript has 9 exons. Gene Ontology annotation, cellular component: nucleus; cytoplasm. Lineage: Eukaryota; Metazoa; Chordata; Actinopteri; Perciformes; Bovichtidae. The record is from RefSeq and is a predicted model, not a curated record. Gene Ontology annotation, biological process: cellular response to stress; non-canonical NF-kappaB signal transduction; positive regulation of transcription by RNA polymerase II.
CAGUGUAGUACAUGUGUAGCCUGCAGACAGUUGGGUGUUUUGUUGUUGUUGUUGUUCAGAGCAGUUUUUAGGCCGCAAAGCAUGUUGGGCUCUUACCAUAAAACACGUGGUUUCCAGAUCAGAGAUGUUGUAAUCUGAUAAGACAGCAGUGACGAUGUCGCCUGCACAGACGGGUAAUAAUGUACGGCAUAACAAAACGGCUCAAACUCUUUAUUAGCAAAGGACCUGCAUGAGAGAUUGUGAAAUUUGUUUUCUUUUGUGUGUAAAUACAGUUUGUUAAAAAGUAUUUGUUGCCUGUGAUAGAGGCUGACACGCCUCCUCCGCAUGCUUUUCUGUGGGAGGAGGCUGAGAGAGAAGAAAGGAGGAGGAGGAGGAGAAGGAGGAGUAUCUGGAAAAACUGUAAUCUGACUCCUACUUUCAGUUUAGUCCAUUCCGUUUACGAGCCAAACCCACCGAGGGGUGAAAGUUCACAUUCUUCGCCUUGUGCCGCUUCUCCAAUUGGUCGAACCACGUCAGGAUUUUGUGAAGCAUGAUCUCAUGCUGAGGCAUCACCCAGGUCUCGGCAGCCACAGUUUAAUAGAGCACUCGGCCUAAUUUACUGCUUCACAGGUGACAAAGAGGUCAACUUCUUUACUUCUUUGUUCCCUGCAGGUUUGAUUAUUCAUCUGUCGUUACACUGAUGCUUCAGAUAGACUUGUUUUUCUUCCUUUUUAAAUCACAUCGAAGCCCAUCAGAGGCCUAACUCAGCAGAAAUUGCCGAGUGAAGAUAGGGAGCAGUGCAGAAACUGUAGAUAGAGAAAGUAAAAGCAGCACGAGAGAGUAGGGGGAAUGGAAAAUGUGGCGAGGGGAUCUGUGGCGUCAGGGGGAAAUAAGAUAUCAAAAUGCAAGAGGAGUUAAAUGAGCACAUGGUUAACUCUAUGAAAGACAGAAACGUAAGAAGGGAAAGACAUGGAGCGACUCUGCUUUAUUUCACUGCAGCCAUGAUGAAGAAUGAUUUACCUACAGUGUCAUCUUUUAUUGUAGUCUGGUUCUCUGUUGUAUACUUUAAAAACAUGCCUGUGACCUUUUUAUUUCCUCUGAUUGUAAGUUAAUGUUGUUUUCUAAAGCUGAGGGGAACCCUAUAGGGUCAUGGGAAGUAUACUGGGAGAGGAAAGAAGAAAAAAGCUACAUUCUGUUACACAAGAUUGUAGUGUAUUUUCUGGACUUUUCUCAAAUGUUUGCCUUUUUUUUUGUGAAAUAUUGGAUGAUUUUACCUGCAGAAGUUUCACUCUGAUAUCUACUACUUACAUUUCUUACCGUAUUCACCUGUAGCGUCUCCCCUCAGGGGAUCACAAGCCAAAUAAAUGAGGAACCACUGGUUCAAUCUUGUGUGUUUAUAUGUAAGAUAUGAAUCUGUAGAAUAACUAGCAGCUUUAGCUGUCAGAUAAUGUAGCAGAGUAAAAACGUAAAGAUGGAUAUUGUUACAGAUAAUAGAAGUUAUUACCUGUUACAAACAUGUCGGCAUUUGACGUGAUACAUAUGACUUUCUCUUAAGCAACAUGUUGAAAACCUUUCAACACACUCAGACUGAAGUUUGGUUUCUGACUGCAUCUUUCCCGUUUUUGUGUUUUAAAGCCAUUCUGGGCAAUUUACUAUCUUUAGACAUUUUGUUUAUCGUGAUCAGUAUCUCAGAUGAUGUAUAUGUGCUGUCUGUGCCUAAUCUAAGGACCGAAAUGGGACAAAACGCCUCUAUGUUUUCUGCUCCAGCCAUUUUGAACAGUUUAAUCUGUUGCAUGUUGCCGCCUUGUCCACGUCUCUGUUGCAGAAGAGGUUUCCAACCUGGUUAGAGAAAGACUAAAUAAUGGAGUUAAUUAGCUUGUGUUAUUGUUUUUCAGCCAACCUACACCAUCCCUCAGGCCAAGCGCACAUCCAGAGAGAUGGCUCAACCUUCCCGAUCCUUCCCUGCCGAUUACCUUCGGCGUGGUCGAAAUUCCCUGUGUUCGCCGGCCUCCAAGAGCUCCGGCGAUGUUUCCAAUCAGAACCAGGAAGGUGGCGACACCAAGAUGCUGGAGCAGCUUCUAAAUAAGCCCAAGCUGGUGGUGUUGGAGGAGCCCAAGGAGAGAGGCAUGAGGUUUCGCUAUGAAUGUGAGGGACGCUCGGCCGGAAGCAUCCUGGGGGCGUCCAGCACUGAAAGCAACAAGUGUCAGCCUGCGAUAGAGAUUCAAGGUCCCAUUGACUACUUAAAGAAGGUCACAGUCACUGUUUCCUUGGUGACCAAAGACCCCCCACACCGGCCUCACCCCCACUGCCUUGUGGGUAAAGACUGCCAGACCGGUUCAGGAAUCUGCGUGGUGACGCUUAAUCCUCAGAGCAACCGACGUCACAGCUUUGGUAACCUCGGUAUCCAAUGUGUGAGGAGGAAAGAGCUGGACGUUUCACUUCAGAAGAGAAGAAGCCAAAAUAUCGACCCCUUUCAAACUGGUCACUCAAAGGGCAUCGAAGACAUGGACAUGAAUGCUGUGCGUCUGUGUUUUCAGUGUGAGUUUGAGUGGGAUGAUGGGAGAAAAGACAGUCUCAGCCCAGUGCUGUCCAACCCCAUCUAUGACAAGAAGGCUACGACUACAUCACAGCUGAAGAUCGGCCGUUUUAACCUGUACAGAGGUUCCUGCACUGGCAAGACGGAUAUCUACAUGUUGUGUGACAAAGUGCAGAAAGAUGACAUAGAGAUCAUCUUCAGGCGAGGCUCGUGGAAGGCGAGCGGGGAGUUUGCGCAGACUGACGUGCAUCGACAGAUCGCCAUCGUGUUUAAGACUCCGCCCUACCAGGACCAGGACAUCACAGAGGAGGUUGAAGUCAGCGUGGUCCUGCGUCGCCUGUCGGACCACAUGGAGAGCGAGUCUGUCAGCUUCACGUAUCUGCCACUCAACUCAGAUCCAUAUGAGGUGAAGCGGAAGAGAAAGAUAAAGUCGGACAUCAGCUUCAGAGAGAAACCGUGUCUGUCAGCAGAAAGCGCACCUGCGGCAGAGCUGCCCUUCCACGUCCCACAGCCUCAAGCCAUGAUGUCAUCAGACGAGAGGCUUUGUGCUGCCCAGCCUGGGACCUCUGCUUUAGGAGAAAUGUGUUACAGCGAGCCCCAGGACUCAAACAAUGGCGAUGUGACGGCCAUCAUUAAUCAGAUGCUAGAAAUGCCUGUACUAUGGGACAUGAUUUCCGACCCGAGUUUAGCCACCUCCAUGCUCUCCGGCUUUGAGCAGGAUCCCGACGCAUUUGCAAACUUGGAUAUGAACUCAAACCAGAACUUUGGCUCGUACGUUCAGGAUUUUUCCCAUUACAGCGACCUGCAGUUCAACAUGCUCGUCAAUGACAACCAGAAUCCGCAGUCAGAGGCAAAGGACAGCCCCUCCAACAUGGUUCAGGUGAAGACAGAAGAAGAGCUAUGAGGGCGGGAUAGUCCAGAUCAUGAAGCAUCCUUACACACACUCUUUGUCCACUUUAAAAGAACAAUAGACAUUGCGGGAAAUGCGCAUAUUUGAUUUCUUGCCAAGAGUUAGAUAUGAAGAUGAAGAAGAUAGAGCGUUGAUCGCUUCAAGAAAGUGAGUAAGUGUAUUUCCCAAAAAUGUUUUACCUUCACUCUUCUGGAUUUAAAGCCAGAUUAUAUUUGUCCCAAAUCAAAGACUACUUCUCCGGCUGCUUGCACUGUAAAAUGUGUUUGUCUUUGUCUGAAGACCUUGCUGGUCGAGGCCUUAGUGACCAAGCAAGUUGACAUUCCUACAUGUGUGCUGGUAAAUGCUGCCAGCAUUAAUCGUCAGAAGAAAGUGAUUCCCAUAGUCAGCGUGGAGCUUACAACUCAUAAACAUCUAUAUUUAACUUGGGCAGAACAGAAACUCUCCCAUGAAUUGCCGUCCAUUGUAGUAAAUGAUUGGUGAGGUAAGACUGAAAUACCUGUUAUGUAAUGUGUGUUUUGAUUGUUUCGACAAGAUUUUGGGAAAAUAACCUUAUUUCUUAAAAUAAGUUGAUGUAGAAUUAUAGUUUUGAAACGUAAAAAGUCUCAAGUAGAGUAGUUUCAGAUCUGCUCUCCACAUUGUUGUUGCCUGUUAGUACUCUGUUGAUGUAGCCUUCACACCAGCUGGCUUGUUUAAUAUUUAAUCUACUUGAAUAGAAACCAGUCCUCCUCUUAUUCAUAGCUCUGUCUCCGUCACUUCUCAUUGUUCUGCAGUUUCCCUCUCAUGCUUAACAUUAAAAUUUCCACUCACGCCUUGUCACGAGUCCAACUUCGCUGUAGCAUUGUAGUGUCAAUAUUUCAGAAAAUAAACCAAUAAAAUAUCCGCCUGUG